Molecule: messenger RNA, 987 nt
Organism: Vigna radiata var. radiata (mung bean)
Lineage: Eukaryota; Viridiplantae; Streptophyta; Magnoliopsida; Fabales; Fabaceae
Product: glycolipid transfer protein 1
Exons: 7
Coding region: 146-757 (203 amino acids)
Biological process (GO): ceramide transport; intermembrane lipid transfer
Cellular component (GO): cytoplasm; membrane; cytosol
Molecular function (GO): ceramide 1-phosphate binding; ceramide 1-phosphate transfer activity
Source: RefSeq, a predicted model, not a curated record
UUCUUACAAUUGCCCUCUUCCCAAAUCCAUCAAAACCAAAUAAAAAUAAUAAUAAAAAUUUAACUACAAGUUCCCGUGAUACGCUUGCAGUUGUUCUUCUCACUCUGCGAUCACCAAGGUCUUCCUCGUUCAACGAAACAACGAGAUGGAGGGGUCUGUUUUCACUCCUGCAUUGGAAGGAAUUAAGCUUGUAAAAUCGGAGCAAGGAGAAAUUCUGACUCAACCUUUUUUGGAUGCCUGCAAGCAUAUACUUCCUGUUAUCGAUAAGUUUGGAGCUUCUAUGGCCCUUGUUAAAUCUGACAUUGGUGGUAAUAUAUCGAGAUUGGAAACUAAGUAUGCCUCGAAUCCAACCCGAUUCAAUUACUUGUACACUUUGGUACAAGUUGAGAUUGAAACUAAUACAACUAAGUCAUCAUCCAGUUGUACCAAUGGACUUCUGUGGCUCACAAGAGCAAUGGAUUUCUUGGUGGCAUUGUUCCAAAACUUAGUUGAGCAUGCAGAUUGGUCAAUGGCACAAGCCUGCACAGAUUCAUAUAACAAAACUCUAAAGAAGUGGCAUGGCUGGCUUGCUAGUUCAAGCUUCUCUGUAGCAAUGAAACUUGCUCCUGAUAGAAAGAAAUUCAUGGAUGUGAUACAAGGCACUGGUGGUGAUAUCAGUGCUGAUAUACAGAAAUUUUGUGCCGACUUUUCUCCUCUCCUUGAAGAGAAUCACAAGUUCCUGGGUCGUUGUGGUUUGGAUGAUAUGAAAGCAUCAUAAAGUGAUGGAUUCAUGAUAAAAAAUCUCUUGAUGAAUGGCUCUUGCAUUCUCACUCCCAUGUUCACUCUAAUAUUUAUGCCAUACAACAUGACUUUAAUUUUGGACUCAGUUUCAUUUUUUUGUUGCUGGGAUUGAAUAUUUGAAUAAGCACAAUAUGGCUUGAUUAGAAAUAACUUGUUGAACUAUAGUUUCGCAUCUGAAGCAAAUUCGGUUUGUUUUGUCAUUUUUCA